Messenger RNA from Misgurnus anguillicaudatus (oriental weatherfish), 1851 nucleotides. NCBI's taxonomy places the organism in Eukaryota, Metazoa, Chordata, Actinopteri, Cypriniformes, Cobitidae. The record is from RefSeq and is a predicted model, not a curated record.
AUGGCGGGAACAGCCGGCGAAAGAGAGCAGCUGCUUCCAAAAAAAACUUCUUCGACUUCAGUCGUGUGGAGUUGGUUUGGAUUUACGGCAUCUGACGAGGAACAGACAACACCGCGAUGCAAACUAUGUCUUAAAGCUGUUGUUGUUGCUGGCAGCAGUACGACAAAUCUGUUUCAGCAUUUAAAGCGAAGACAUGCGGCUGAAUGGGAGAAGUGUUGCCUUCUUCGUAAAAAAAACCACUCUAGUGGCGUUAGCGCUAGCACCCCGUUUGCAAAGCAAACAACUCUUCCACAAAGCUUUUCAAACAGUUUACCGUAUGAGAAGAGCGGGGCAAGGUGGAAAGCCAUAACGGAGGCAAUUACCCUCUACAUAGCUAUGGAUAUGCUGCCAGUUUACUCUGUUGAGAAGAGAGGCUUUAACAAUAUGCUAAAAGUUUUGGACGCUCGAUAUACAGUACCUAGCCGCAAGUAUUUCUCUGACGUUGCUCUUCCUCAGCUAUAUAAUAACACUCGGCAAAAGAUAAUAAGCGAGUUGAAGGGAAUUGACUUUUACGCUGCCACUACUGACCUGUGGUCGAGCCGAACAAUGCAGCCUUACAUGUGUCUUACGGUUCAUUAUGUCAGCGAGAGCUGGGACAUGCGAAGCGUCUGUCUCCAAACGUCAUAUUUCCCCCAGGACCAUACGGGCCAAACUAUUGCAUUAGAGUUAAAGGAUGCUCUAAACUCCUGGGGCCUUUCAGAAGAGCGCCUUACCUGUAUGACGACCGACAGUGGCUCAAAUGUAAUCAGAGCUAUGAAGGACAAUAAUUGGCCAAACCUCAAGUGCUUUGGACAUCGACUGCACAAUGCUGUCGUGAAUGGUGUGAAAGAUGAAAGGAUUGACCGUGCCAUUGGAGUGUGUAAAAAGGCAGUUUCUGCCUUUUCAUAUAGUUGGAAAAAAAGACGGGACAUGGCAGAGGUUCAGGCAGAGCUUGGUCUUCCUCCUCAUCAAUUGGUAACAGAGUCACUUACAAGAUGGGGUUCGCGUCAAAAAAUGAUUGAGCGAUUUCUUGAACAAGAGAGAGCCAUCGUCCGUGUUCUGGGUGCUGACAAAAAAACCCGACAUCUUGUUCCUACAUGGCAAGAUCUGGAGGUUUUAGAUGCCAUAAAUAAAGCAGUCAAACCACUUCAGGACUUUGUUGACGCACUGUCCGGAGAAUCUUAUGUAAGUGUUUCAUACAUUAAACCUGUGCUGCAUCUGUUCAAAACGAGUCUCCUUCAGCGAGAGGAGAAAGAUGUAGAUCUCACUGCUACAAUAAAAAGAAACAUUAUGUGCUACCUUGAACAGAAAUACAGUGACCCUGAGAAUGACGAGCUCCUGGACAUGGCUUCACUAAUGGAUCCACGUUUCCGUACCAACUACAUUACCCCGGACAAGUUGGACAUUAUUAAGAAAAGAGCUGUCACUGAGCUCUCUGCCCUCUGCUCAGAGGAAGAAGGUCCUGCUGUACAAAUGUGCCAAGAAGAACAGAGCCCACCACCCAAGAAGAAAACUUUAGCUGCCUUCUUUAAAAAAGCAGCACCUGCAUCACUGUCCCACCAGACAGUAAAGGAAAAAGUCGAAGCAGAGCUCACCACCUACUUAUUGGGUCCUGAGGUGGAUCCUGACACUGACCAACUUGAGUGGUGGAAGCAGCAUCAGCCCAAUUUCACAAGACUCAGUCGUCUGGCAAGAAAAUACCUGGCCAUUCCAGCAACUAGCGCCCCAUCGGAGAGGGUCUUUAGUGUGGGUGGUGGUAUUGUCACCUGUAACCGAGCUUGCCUCAAACCUGCUGUUGUUGAUAGGCUCAUUUUCCUCGCAAAGAAUGUUUAA